Molecule: messenger RNA, 2091 nt
Organism: Phytomonas sp. Hart1
Lineage: Eukaryota; Euglenozoa; Kinetoplastea; Trypanosomatida; Trypanosomatidae
Source: the annotation of a GenBank genome assembly
AUGGAUGACAACUGGGGCGAUGCGGACAAUCAGCAGCGAGGUAUCUCUGAAGAGCUUCCCCGAGUGGCGGUGCUGCCGAGACACAUUCGGUACCGUAGCUUCCUUGGACCCGCCCUCGAUAGUCGUGUGCGCUGGACCGGUACUGACGCUGACUUUUUCCCUCACAAGCGACGCCGCUAUGAGGAAACGACAGACAACUCAGACGUGGUGACACCACUGCCGCGUGUGUUGAACGAUUCCUUCGACAUCGCCGCCCGACAGCUUGCCACCUAUUAUUGGCUUUCUCAACCCCAUAGCGUACCGGAGAUGUGCGCGCGGUUUGCACUGGAUCGCCGGCUUGGGGUACGACAAAGCCUCUCAGCGAUCAAUCGCGCGGUGCGAACGCUCAGCCGUGAUGGUCACGUAGAUGCAAUUUUGGACAUCAUGGAGGACCUGAUCCUGGCGCGGGACCCCCUCGCGCUGAGCACCGUGUUGGAGGUCCUCAGCGCCCUGCAGGCCCAGCCGGCACGGGCGGUGCGGGUGGCACUGCUGUUACAGACAAAGCUGCGCACGGGCACGGCCAUCCCGGCAGCGGUGUGGCAGCGGCUCAUCUCAGACUUCGCGCGAAGCUCCCAAGGGCUCCCAAAGCCGCUUGACGACCACUUCAUGGGGUUGCUGGAGAGUGUUAUGUGUAUGGUACGCUGGGAUAGCAAAUACCUCAGUGAAGAGUUAAUAGUCGAAUUCGGGAAGUGCUUGCUAGAUAGCCGAAAGCCUCUGUAUUCUGCCAUGAAACUCGUUCAGGAAGAAUUGUUGAGUGGACGGAAUCAAAGCAUUGCUGGAUCAUGCACUUUGCAGCUAAGCGCCUUUUUGACCGAUUUACUAACCGCGCUCUGUAGUUCCACCGCACGUGCAAUUUACGACGCCAAAGGGACGUCACCUGAUCCCGCAAAGCUUCUGAGUUUACUAGUUUUUAGCGGCGAUGUGGUGAAGUACGUCUAUGCGCAAAAGAUUCAGCUUGCACCAAAGGCGUUUGACUCAGUCUUGCGGCUGUGCGAUGCAUGUCACGAUUACCACCGUCUAUAUAUACUGUUUGUCUCUAUGUGUGUUUUAUCCGUCCCAACGUUGUCUGCGCUGCUGCGAGUAAUUGAGGUGGUCAACGCCAUACCGGGUAUCGCAUCAAGGCUCAGUACCACGCUUCGUUACAAGCCGCAGGAUAUCUUUGUGUGGUGUCUGGAACAUUUUGAAUCCAUUUUGGCACCUUCAAGAGCCAGCACGGUCGACACGGCACUCUCGUCUCUUUGUAGCGCCCUCGGUACGUGCUUGUCUGACUCUGAUGCCGAUGCAGGAAAGCUAAUUGGGGUAUUUCAUACAAUAUUGAAACGAUCUGCCCAUCCCCGGUAUAGCGCCGUAUUGCUCAGCUAUUAUUUAGCUAGCCGCCGACAGCGGCAUUCCCCUUCUGCUAAUAUCAAACUUAUUCAAUUAAUGGAGUCUAUAAAUCAGAUGGCGACCAUGGUAGCGCUCUCUCAGGAGAGAAAUGUCGCCCUCAGUGCGCAGUCCAACUAUUGUUAUAAUCGAACCUUUCUUGAUGCGUCCCUUCGCUGUUUCUCAAGCAGUCGAGACGGUAGCUUUAUUUCCAUUGACGCUGUUCUCGUUUCUGCUCUCUCGUCUGCACCGCAAGCACACUUCAGUGUAUUGGACGCCAGUAUUUUAAACUCUUUGGCCCAAAAUCCCCAUAUGGAGCAAGCUUUUGUAGGUAUGAUGAACACUUAUGUUAGUCAAGGUGGAGCACGGGUGAUUUUACCUCUUGAAGCCCUAAGUGAGCACUUUGGCGGGUUAUUACAGGGGGCAUUAACACUUGUGGGAAGCUGGGUCAUGGAGCAUGGUAGCUGGUUUGCCGUACUUCCACUGUCUCUUUCUAUUCAACUGGAAGGAAGCAAUUGCACAGCGAUCACCUGUAAUUUGUUUCACUGGCUGCGGCGGGUUGGACACCAAAAGGUUGCCUUCAUGUGUAGUGAUCCCCAUGUGGCUGAGAUAGUUAAGUCUGAAGGGAUAUGGCCGGUGAUUUUAUUGGAAGACCUACUCCAACGCCUUCACAAGCGAUCAGGUCAAUAA